GUGCAACUCAGUCCCACCCGAGCUAUGUUUUGAUAAGCAGCCUAAGCAAUUGUCUCCAUCUCCAUUGUCAUCAAUGGCUUCCACCGACUCAGUCAUGCCAUCGCUCUCAUCAUAUCUAUCUCUCAUCCGAAAGGCAGCCUUUCAGUCACCUCGUCCAUCGGCCGCCCCGACUCUAAUCCUAGGAAAUCCCUCGGCUGACCUUGACAGCUUCGUCUCAGCCAUCCUUUUGUCCUACUUUUACAAUUGCAAUUCUCAAAGUCAAGAUCGGCAGCGGCGGCAACAGCAUUUGUCCCCAGGCUAUAUCCCCAUACUGAACCUGCCAACGGUGGCGUCCAGCGAUCUAUGGCGUCUCCGGCCGGAGUUUGGAGUCGCUAUUCGACUGGCACUGGGACACUCGACAGCCGAGAUUGACGUAUGUGAAGAUCAUGCCGACCAGAGUAAAGUGCCCGAGCUGGAACAGGUGGUGACCAUCGCAGAUGUCAAGAAGCAUAGAGAUUCCAAUCUGAUUCCGGCCAGACUUUUCUCAAAUUCAGACAAAGAUUCUAACGAGGGUCAACAGCAAAGACUCCUGCUAGUGGACCACAAUGCCCCAUCGAUCCCUGGUCUGAGCGAGUCGGCGAUUCGCUCUCGAUUCACCGUCAUGGGUGUCAUCGACCAUCACGUUGAUGAGGAUUAUGUAUCGAAGAAACCAGAGGACACAAAUCCUCGCAUCAUCACGACGGGCAUCGGUAGUUGCACCAGUCUAGUUGUUCAGCAUCUACGCGAUGAGGGCAUGUGGCCUUCCCCAGACAACUUUAGCAAAGAUUCCAAGUCAUCCCACAAAAACAGUAGCGAGGGUGACAAAGAAGGAGCGGGUCAAUUAUCAACCGAGAAGCCCCUCGAGCAACUGGCGAAACUCGCACUGGCGCCCAUCCUCAUCGAUACAGCAAAUCUCCUUGCUACAGGUGACAAAUGCUCCGACACGGAUCGAUGUGCUGUACGAUUUCUCGAGUCGUUCAUUCUAGCACCUGCUGCUCAUUCCAACCUGUCUACAACUACGAAUGAUGCUCAGGGAUCUCACUGGGACCGAGACUCAUUCUACUCGUGUAUCUCGACGACCAAAACCAAUUCCCUUGACCUUUUGACCACGCAAGAGACAUUUGACCGGGACUACAAGUCAUGGAGUGAGGCCCAAGUCCAUUCCCAAGCCCACGACAAAUCGGCCCCUCAAAUCGAGAUCGGAAUCGCAUCCCUGGUGAGACCAUUGUCCUGGCUGGUCACACAUGGCCCCGCGCCGUCGACGGUCAAGUCGUUUGUGGCUGAGAUGCGCACGUUUGCCACAGCGGAAGAGCGGCGCCUGGGCGUCUUUAUGCUCUUGACACGACGCGAGGACGGUGGUAAAGAGCUCGUCCUGGCCGUGCUUGACGAUGCGGGUCGUGGGCUGGUUCAUGACUUUGAAACCAAGGCUGGUCCAGAGUUGCAGUUAAGGGCAUGGGCCACCAAGAAGGGCGAUUGGGAAGCAAGUGUCCCGCAAGAGUUGCGAGCCAACUUUGUCGACGCUGCCGUGUGGGACAUGCGCGAUACCUCUAAGAGCCGAAAACAGGUGGGUCCGUUGGUGAGGCAGUGUGUGAGAGAACUAAAAUAGACGAGAGCAGAUGGGAAGGAUAAGAGGGACAUGUAAGGUGGAAUAGAUAUUGAACAAUGGUAUCUAUACAUGACAUCUAGCUCAUUACUGGCGAGUAAGUGAGCUCUCAUGCCUUUGAC
This is a messenger RNA of Exophiala mesophila, 1743 nucleotides long. RefSeq lists its product as uncharacterized. Bases 74 to 1624 code for a protein of 516 amino acids. The record is from RefSeq and is a predicted model, not a curated record. NCBI's taxonomy places the organism in Eukaryota, Fungi, Ascomycota, Eurotiomycetes, Chaetothyriales, Herpotrichiellaceae. Gene Ontology annotation, molecular function: exopolyphosphatase activity. Gene Ontology annotation, cellular component: cytoplasm. The transcript has a single exon.